GUGCAUGCCGGGCUGGAGGCGGACAGCUGUCUUCAGUUUGUGGAGGACCGACGUCAGUGUUUGUGCGGGUCUGGGGAAGAUGGCGGAGGCUGCGGCUGUUCCACCGCAUCGGUUUUUCUGUCACUGUUGUAAGGGAGAAGUGAACCCCAAACUCCCGGAGUAUAUAUGUCCGAGAUGUGACUCAGGGUUCAUAGAGGAAGUAACAGAAGACUCCAGUCUCCUAGAGGGUGGCUCUAACGGGAUAGAUGACGCAGCCACACAGUUUGCAGAGCUAUGGCACCUGUUGUUACUGGAGCGGCCAUUUACAACAGACGGCGACACACCUGACUCAGAACCACGGCUCCCUGGAGGGCGUUUGGGAGGUCUGAGUGACCUGGGGGGGUUGGGAGGGGGACCAAUCGGGGGUUCAGUCCCAGCAGGCCUAGGAGGACCUAUGGGGAGUCUACUAGGAGCCGGGGAUCACUGGGGACCAGGACGCCCCCCUCGCCUACACAGCCAGAGGAGAUAUCGGUCCAGAGGCAGCAGUAGACCAGACCGCUCGCCUGCUGUGGAGGGGAUUGUACAACAGUUUCUCGCCGGCCUCUUUGCCAACUCUGGAGUCCCUGGCUCACCUCCCCUCUCAUGGACGGGAAUGCUGCAUUCUAACCCAGGGGAUUACGCCUGGGGACAGGGAGGGUUAGACGCCGUGAUAACACAGUUACUAGGUCAGUUGGAGAACACAGGACCUCCUCCAGCAGAGAAAGAGAAGAUCUCUUCUCUCCCAACUGUCAAUAUCUCUCAGGAACAAGCAGACUGCUGUAUGGAAUGUCCGGUGUGCAAAGAGGACUUCGCAGUGGGAGAGCCAGUCAGACAGCUACCCUGUAACCACUUCUUUCAUUCAGACUGUAUAGUACCAUGGCUGGAAAUGCAUGACACAUGUCCAGUGUGUAGGAAGAGUUUGAACGGAGAAGACAGCAGCAGCCAGCCCCCAUCAGAGUCCCCCACCCUCUCCAUGGACCCCCGCACACAGGAGAGAUGGUCCUUCUGAGACACCCACCCAUCUCAUCCCCCAGUCCCCCUCGCCUACACCCAACAACACAGCGAGAAGACGAAUCGCUUCUCACUUUCCUCUUUUCAUCUCUGUUGCAGUCAUUAUCAUCUCAGUCUGAUUUUUGUACUUUCAUUUUCUAUUGUCAUGCCUUUCUCCUCGACCACGUAUACAGAUACCCGUACAGACGUCUUAACAGUCAGUUGAGGUAUACUAGAUCUUUAUUUUUUUUGCCUCAUAACAAACCAGCCUAGAUUGAUGAUGAUCAAGCCCAUGUCUUCUCUACUUCCACCUCUCACGCAACCUCUUUUUCCAUCUUUCUUGAAAUGCACUGCUGCGAUACACUAUUGUGGGUAUAUGCCAGACUUUAUAUCAUAUCGUGCCCCGUUUACUAAUCAGAAAAUUUGCUAAAUCCUGCAACUGAGCCCUGAACGGCAUAUGGGAAUCUUUAGGGGUUACUUUCUCUCUUUGCAUUUACAGAGUUUGGACGUAACAACCUGAACGCCUAGAGCCCUGCAAUAAAUCUGAUGUUUAUGAAGGGUAUAAUGAUGUUUUUUUGUUGAGAUUUCCUCAGGAAGAUCUUGAUUGAACUCUGGUUAUUUAUUCUGGUGGUGUUUCUUUUUUAUAAAUUGCAUUGUAAAGGUGUUCAUGUUAUUGCGUCCACACUCUGUAGUGUACUUCAAUAAAAGAACACAACAGAGUAUUUGAUAGGAAUCCUGUUGAGUCACUGCUGUGUAAUGGCCACAAAAGGAAGCUGUGACAUCAAAUGAAAGCAAGGGAUUCCUCAGACCUUUCAGGGAAAACGUUAAAUAUCAUCCCCGUAAGGGAAUGAAAUAAGCCCUUUUAUCUAAUCAUUGAGAUUUAAACAUGCUCCUCCUGGUGUAUAUAUUAUAAACAAAUGGCAUCCCUCUGUCGUUUUAUUCCUCAGUUUGUCUUUUCUUUCAAUUUUUUUUAUCACUUUUUGAUGUAAAUAAUUUUAGUCCAACUUAUGGUUUGCAAAGGAAAAAAAAAAACAUUGAGAAUGGAGACACAAAUGUGAAAUACCUGGUUAUCAAACUGUAUAUUAUAUAUAUGAAAAAAAUGUCUAUGAUGUAUUAAUAAAUUGACAAAAAAAUUGUCAUAGUUGAAUUUUCA
Molecule: messenger RNA, 2161 nt
Organism: Cottoperca gobio
Lineage: Eukaryota; Metazoa; Chordata; Actinopteri; Perciformes; Bovichtidae
Gene: rnf115a
Product: ring finger protein 115a
Exons: 9
Coding region: 5-1027 (340 amino acids)
Biological process (GO): ubiquitin-dependent protein catabolic process
Cellular component (GO): nucleus
Molecular function (GO): ubiquitin protein ligase activity
Source: RefSeq, a predicted model, not a curated record